Molecule: messenger RNA, 379 nt
Organism: Dentiscutata heterogama
Lineage: Eukaryota; Fungi; Glomeromycota; Glomeromycetes; Diversisporales; Gigasporaceae
Source: the annotation of a GenBank genome assembly
AUCAUGAUGAAGCUGUUUCUAUUAAAACCAUCAAAAAUUGCUGGCUCUAUACAAAAAUUAUAUCUCCUUGUGAUAAUAAUGAAACAUCUAUCAUUCUUUCUACUUAUAUUAAUAACAAUGAAGCUAUAAAUAAAUAUUUACCUAUAAAUCCAAAUGAUGCUAAGGAACUUCAGCAAGUGAUUGAUAUAUUAUGUGUUUGCUAUCCAAUAUCUCUAGAAGAUUUGUUAAAAGCUAAAGAACAUGAAGGUGCUCUGAAGAUUGUUGAUAAAAGAAUUAAUGAUAGUGGGGUAAUGAUAAAGUCCUUAUACAAACUACAAGCCUGUAUCCAUGAAGAAGUUCGAAAAGAAGAGGCUAAAAGACUGAUUCAAACUACAUUAGA